This is a messenger RNA of Diaporthe citri, 1137 nucleotides long. RefSeq lists its product as uncharacterized. The record is from RefSeq and is a predicted model, not a curated record. NCBI's taxonomy places the organism in Eukaryota, Fungi, Ascomycota, Sordariomycetes, Diaporthales, Diaporthaceae. The transcript is spliced from 2 exons. The coding region runs from base 1 to 1137 and encodes 378 amino acids. Gene Ontology annotation, biological process: TRAMP-dependent tRNA surveillance pathway; U1 snRNA 3'-end processing; U5 snRNA 3'-end processing. Gene Ontology annotation, cellular component: nuclear exosome (RNase complex); cytoplasmic exosome (RNase complex).
AUGGCCUCGACGCAGCACGUCAACCUCUCGCCCGCCGAGCUGGCCUACCUCCACGCCUCGCUCUCGCUGACCCCGCCCCUGCGACCGGACGGACGAUCAGCAACGCAGUUCCGCCCCCUCAGCGCCGAGACGGGCAUCCUCCCCAGCACGAAUGGCAGCGCCCGCAUAUGCUUCGCCGACGGGACCGAGGCCAUCGUCGGCGUCAAGGCAGAGAUCGGCAAGACCCAGGCGCGGUAUGGCGCCGGCAACACGCUGCUGGAGACAGACCUCAUCCACGCCGGCGGGGACGACGACGACACCGACGGCGAGGGCGGCGCGGGCAGGGCCAACAUCGAGGGCCAGAGCAGCUGGAUCGAGAUCGCCGUGGAGAUACCGGGUGCCAGGGACGACGACGCGAGCACAAUCUACUUGGCCGAGAUGUUGAGCGAGGCGCUGCUGGCAGAUGGACAAUUCGCCAGGAGGCUGUAUCUCAACAGGCGCUUCCAUUGGAAGCUCUACCUUGAUAUCCUUCUGAUAUCGCCGCCUCUAUCCUACCCCCUGCCCCUCCUCUCCCUCACAACCCAUCUCGCACUGCUGGCAACCCGAUUACCUCGCCUGAUAUCCGAAGGCGACGAGGACCCGCUAUUCGACGACGACUGGGAUUCGUCAAACUACCUGUAUCCCCACGACAAAGGAGCCUCUGGCGCACGGCCGCCGGUCACGCUGCUCGUAAUGGCAGUCGGCGACAAUAUCAUUUUCGACCCCGCGAAGGAGGAGCUUGCCGUCGCCGACUGCGCGCUGGCAAUCUCAGUAGCACAUGCAGCCACGCCCAGCGGCGCGGAGGACAAGAUGGACGUCGACGGUUCCGAUAAGCGCAGCCUACGGUUGUUGUCGAUACGCACGAUAGACCCCCCUUCACGGUUGACGCCGCCAGGUGUCCCGAGGGCGAACGAUGUUGCUGCUGAAGGCGCCGACGGCACGGCGAAACCGCGGGCCGAGCAGCAGACCCAGGAGACGGAGCCGAUGGACGGCGUCUGGAAGGCGCCGAGGGGAGGGGCGAAAUGGGGAGUUCUGGGCGCCAUGAUUGCGAAAUCAUUAGAGCAGGGAGGCGUGGCGGCCGAGGUGCUCGACGGGCUGAAGGCUGUAGAGCUGGGAUGA